Vicia villosa (hairy vetch) is the source of this 471-nucleotide messenger RNA. Its product is annotated as subtilisin-like protease SBT2.5. Bases 57 to 341 code for a protein of 94 amino acids. The record is from RefSeq and is a predicted model, not a curated record. Lineage: Eukaryota; Viridiplantae; Streptophyta; Magnoliopsida; Fabales; Fabaceae. The transcript is spliced from 3 exons.
CAUUACAAAUAUCUUCACCAAUCAAAUUUACAAGAAAGAAAGAAAAAACAUUCUCAAUGGGGAGCACAAGAAGUGAAUACUGUGUCUUCAUGAACUAUGAUCGAGAAUACGAUCGCCUUCAAAAUAAUCGAACUGAGAGAGGGGCAAUUGAGCUUGAUUUGUACCUUAGUAGAAAGCAUGAUGAUGUUUUAGCAAGAAGUUUAGAGGCAGGAAGUUACAACAAGAUAUCAUCUUUGGCUAUUGUUGAUGCUUUCAUUGUGGAAAUCACUGAGGAACAAGCCAAUGUGCUUAGAUCAGCAAAUGGAGUGAGAGUUGUGGAGAAAAAUGAAGUGAUAGUUUAACAGGUUCAAGGAAGAGAUUCAGAAGUUAUUUUGGAUGAAGAACUUUGUUUUAGAAUAAUUGCUUAUUUAUGCAUUAGUUGAAUUUUGAAUGAAUUCAAUUUGUCAUUGAGAGUAUUGUGUUGUAUGAAAG